AUGAGGUGUCUUGAAGAGGAUUUAAUAAUCGUACCAGAAGUAACCAACAAAACUGACGAUCCUUUGGUGACUUCACAAUCACAAACAAUGCGAUCAGAAUUGCUUCAAACUGAAGCAAGUUCCUAUGUUGAUUUGCUACCAUCAAGUUCAUCAAUCGUUUCAUUUCCUUUACCUCAGCGUAUUAAGGCUUAUCGAGGCUCGUCAGCACCAUUGAGUCCGUCUAGUGACUUACAGAAAGAGAAGAUUGAUCAAUUGAAGACUGUCAACGAACGACAGCGAAAACAGAUAUAUAGAUUAAAAUACCAAAGUGCUAAAUUAAGAGAAUAUGAACAUAUAAGUAAAAAUAAUACUGAAGAUAUUAAACAAAGUGAAUCAGACACUAUAAAAACAAUUAAAAAUAAUGUGGAAGAGGACAUCAUAACUUUUCUUGAAGAAGAUGAAAACAGUCCUGAUCGAAUAGUUGCUCAAGGCAAUGAUAUCACAAGCUUAUCAUCAUUGAUGACUCAUCUGAAAUCUGUUCAAGGUAUUAUAACGAAAUCUAUUGACGAUUCCGGUAUUUAUGAAAAAGAAUUGCUAAUUCCAUUCAAUCUCAAGCAAUUUGCAGGGACUAUGAAAGUACAUCAGGCAGUAUGGAACGCCAAUAAGCCCAACCAACUAUCGAUGAGAAAAAUGAGUUGCGCCGAAGGUGAAUGUAAAAAUAAUUCUGUGUCAUGUGAACAUGGGUAUCAUGUAGGAUUAUACAUCAUAGGCGAGCAAGCUGAUAGACUGUUGACUGAUAGAACGAACAAGAACAAGAGUGACAAGAUCAAUCUGAUUAAAAAGUCAAGUCAAGCCAAAAAAGGGAGUGGAGUUAGUGCAACUGAAUCUAAUAAGCCUCAAAUUUUAUCGAAUAUUCUUAUUCAACCUGGUUGUAGCUAUUCUGUUGAUCUUGCUGAUGAGUUCUAUGAAACCAAAUAG
This is a messenger RNA of Parnassius apollo (apollo), 957 nucleotides long. NCBI's taxonomy places the organism in Eukaryota, Metazoa, Arthropoda, Insecta, Lepidoptera, Papilionidae. The record is from the annotation of a GenBank genome assembly.